CCCCCCCCCUCUCUUUAUAACCAAAUUAACCAAAACUCCCCCUUUUUUCAUCUUGUAGAGUAUAGUUAGUUUACUUGCUUUUUUUCUUUUUUCCUCACUUUGGUUCAGGAAGUGAUUAGCUAAGCUUUCAAAGCUAACCAUUUCAAGUACUCAAAUCAUUUUAAGUCUCUCAAUUUUUUUUUUGGUUUUUUUCCCCCCUUUCGUUUCUUUUUUAUUGGAAUUAAUAAUGGGUGUUCUGUUUCUGAACUCUUUCUCUUGUGCACCAAAUAAACCAUUAACUGUUUUUGACAAUUAUAUGCACAAAGGCUCCUCAUUGAGGAAGAAAAAGAGUUUGAUUAGUUGCCAAGGAAGUGGGAAUAAGAUAAAGAACAGUGGGGUUUCUUCUGUUUUGACAGAAAGAUCACCGUCUACAUUGGCAAACACAGACAAUGCGGCUCUGAUGGAUUCAGGAAACUUGGUUUUUUCUCGAAGUGAAGCAGAGAAUAUUGCAAAGAAAGAAAUGGUGAAUUAUGGUAGAAAAUCGUCCACCUCUUUGGUUGAGAUACAUGAUGGUAUUGGUAUUGUGAAGUUUCUUAGAGGGAAAUGUUUUCUUAUAACUGGUGCAACUGGGUUUCUAGCCAAAGUUCUAAUAGAGAAGAUAUUGUGGACAGUUCCUGAUGUGGGCAAGAUAUAUCUCUUGAUUAAGGCAAAUAACAAGGAAGCUGCAAUGGGAAGAUUGAAAAAUGAAAUCAUAAACUCAGAGCUUUUCAAGCGUCUCCAGAAAACUCAUGGAAAAUCUUAUCAAGCUUUCAUGUUGGAGAAACUAGUUCCCGUCGUAGGAAACGUCUGCAAAUCUGAUAUUGGAUUAGAAGAGGAAUUAGCUGAAAAGAUGGCCAAAGAAGUUGAUGUAAUUGUAAAUUCUUCAGCUAACACAACAUUUGAUGAAAGAUAUGAUGUUGCUCUGGAUAUAAACACAAGGGGACCCGGCCACCUUAUGGGCUUUGCAAAGAAGUGCAAGAAACUCAAGCUCUUCCUGCAAGUUUCAACAGCUUAUGUAAAUGGAGAAAGACAAGGAAGGAUUAUGGAAAAGCCAUUUUGUAUAGGAGAAAGCAUAGCAGGGGAAAUUAACAUUUCUGGAAACCCGCCAAAUUUUCUUCCUACACUAGAUGUUGAAGGUGAAAUAAACUUGGCUUUUACUUCCAACAAAGCUUUUCAAAACAAUGCAACCCAAAAGAUGAAAGAUUUGGGUCUAGAAAGGGCCAAGAAGUAUGGAUGGCAAGAUACAUAUGUUUUCACUAAAGCCAUGGGAGAGAUGAUGAUUGAUAACGUGAGAGAAGGCGUACCCGUAGUCAUAAUCCGACCCAGUGUCAUUGAGAGUACUUUGAAAGAGCCUUUCCCUGGAUGGAUGGAAGGAAUUAGGAUGAUGGACCCAAUAGUUUUAUACUAUGGGAAAGGGCAGCUCACUGGUUUUAUAGCAGACCCAAAUGGGAUACUCGAUGUGGUUCCAGCUGAUAUGGUUGUGAAUGCAAUGUUGGCGGCCAUAGCAAAGCAUGGAGUGGCUCAAAAACCAGACAUUAAUAUUUACCAGAUUGCUUCAUCAGUUGUGAACCCCCUAUUUCAACAAGACCUCAGCAGAAUGUUCUAUGAACAUUAUAACUCCUCGCCAUGCAUGGAUUCCAAUGGUAGACCAAUCCAAGUUUCACCAAUGAAGCUCUUCCCUUCCAUAGAAGAUUUCGCCUCUCAUCUUUGGAGAGACACCACGGAACGAAGUGGAUUGGCAGCUAUGGUUUCCUCUAAUCAGAAAAAGUCUCAGAAACUUGAGGUCAUCUGCAAGAAAUCAGUAGAGCAAGCCAAGCACUUGGCUACCAUUUAUAAACCAUAUGCUUUCUACGGUGGAAGGUUUGAUAACAGUAAUGCAGAGAAACUGAUGGAAAGCAUGUGUGAAGAAGAAAAGAGACAGUUUGGAUUUGAUGUGGGAAGAAUAGACUGGUCGGAUUACAUCACAAAUGUGCAUAUUCCUGGUCUUAGGAGGCAUGUCAUGAAGGGCAGAGCAACAUUUAGCUGAAACUGCCUAUGUUCUCUGCUUUCACUGGAUCAUCCAAGUCCAGGAACUGACUGUUAUAAGUGAUAAGUGAUACAAUAGAGGCAAAAAGUGUUGCAUUCCCAUAAAUGGUGUAAUAUGUAUAUGUGGUUAAAUUUCAAUUAUAGGCGUGGGAUUUGUUCAGGGAUGUGGAUCUUCAUGGUGUUGAUUGGAUAUAAUAACAAAUGCUCCAAUUAUGUGUGAUGUACUGCAAGAAAAUUAAGUAUAUAUGAUUAUCAACUAUAAA
This is a messenger RNA of Ziziphus jujuba (common jujube), 2306 nucleotides long. Its product is annotated as fatty acyl-CoA reductase 2, chloroplastic. The record is from RefSeq and is a predicted model, not a curated record. The transcript is spliced from 9 exons. Gene Ontology annotation, biological process: suberin biosynthetic process; long-chain fatty-acyl-CoA metabolic process. Lineage: Eukaryota; Viridiplantae; Streptophyta; Magnoliopsida; Rosales; Rhamnaceae. Gene Ontology annotation, cellular component: intracellular membrane-bounded organelle. Bases 227 to 2044 code for a protein of 605 amino acids. Gene Ontology annotation, molecular function: alcohol-forming very long-chain fatty acyl-CoA reductase (NADP+) activity.